This is a messenger RNA of Aspergillus pseudoviridinutans, 288 nucleotides long. RefSeq lists its product as uncharacterized. The record is from RefSeq and is a predicted model, not a curated record. The coding region runs from base 1 to 288 and encodes 95 amino acids. Lineage: Eukaryota; Fungi; Ascomycota; Eurotiomycetes; Eurotiales; Aspergillaceae. The transcript is spliced from 3 exons.
AUGGAUGCGGAGAAGAUAGUUGACUUCUAUGAGUACAAAUACAAUCUUAUAUGCCUGGCCGACGGCUCCUCCUGGUGUUUGCUUGAGCAGGAUAAAUGGUUUGUUGAAUAUCUUCUGACAGUCACUUGGCCACAAUACACGGACAAGUGGUGUCCAGAUUGGAUAAAUGAUCCUCUUAAUGGGACCAACGCUGUAGAUGAAAACGGAACUGUGAUUCUUCCUUAUGACACUGUUCCGCCGCCUCAACCAACAUUCAAUUCCGGGAGGAAGGCUGCACUUGACUACUGA